Messenger RNA from Colletotrichum higginsianum IMI 349063, 1800 nucleotides. RefSeq names its product Ferric reductase like transmembrane component. Bases 1 to 1800 code for a protein of 599 amino acids. The record is from RefSeq and is a predicted model, not a curated record. The transcript has 2 exons. Gene Ontology annotation, molecular function: ferric-chelate reductase activity. Gene Ontology annotation, cellular component: plasma membrane. Gene Ontology annotation, biological process: copper ion import; intracellular iron ion homeostasis; iron ion transport. NCBI's taxonomy places the organism in Eukaryota, Fungi, Ascomycota, Sordariomycetes, Glomerellales, Glomerellaceae.
AUGAACUGGCAUUAUCGUUUCUAUGAGCACACAGAAGCAGGCAACCGCGCAUCACUGGAGAUGCUGGCUCGGUACGGGGGCUAUGUUCAGCUUUCGACCAUAGUCCCCAUCGUAAUGAUAUUGGCGGCCAGAGCGGCAUUGCAGUUAUGGGAAGCGUUGUCAUCCAAAAUUCGACAUACGUCCUAUGAAAAUGUUGUAUGCUCAGAGGAGAUAAAAGUCGAAGAAAGAACCAGCGAUGCCAACAUGAACCCCUACUUCCCAAUAAUUCGGCGGUUGAAAUGGUGGUUCGGCCACGAACAAUCCAUAGCUGGCUGCAACUGUGGCACUCGUGGUCAACUUGUCGUUGGAGGCACUUCUGUUGCCUGGAUUCUAUGUUUGUGCUUUCUCGAAACAGGAGACAACUACAACCAUUUGACAAAGAGAUUCGCCAUGUUGGCCGUGGCUCUCUUCCCGGUGCAAUUCUCUUUAUCGAUGAGAUAUGCCAACCCAGUGGCUUUAGCUCUCGGAUCAUCGCAUGUGGAGCUAAAUCAAUGGCACGGCCUGCUUGGCUGCAUCAUUCAAGCCCUCCUCACAUGUCACGCAGCCCUAUACAUCAACAAAUAUAUUCAGCUGGGUGUCUUAUCAGAUGCAUUCCGUUUUCCCGUUGUUAUUACUGGUUUCGCAGGCUUUCUUGGCCUGAGCACGCUGAGUCUCUCAUCAACGGCUGUGGUACGCCGUUACUCACAUCGGCUUUUUUUUAUCACACAUGUUCUGUUGGCUUUUGCCCUUCCCGUACUGGUUUUCUUCCACGUAAACCCUGCGAGGAUAUAUAUGGCGCAAGCUCUAGGGAUUUUCCUUCUGGACAGAGGCCUGCGAAAAUGGCUGGCAUUCACUGCACAAGCAUCGCUCCACCUCGUUCCUGGUACCGACUUGAUCAGGAUUACAAUCACGGCCCCGUCGAAACUGGCUAGGUUGCUUCAGAGACAUCCAGGGUCUUAUGUCUACGUCGCCAUCCCGCCAGAAUCUCGCCCGGUCCCAAAUCAUCCAAUCGCCAUGCUCAACCUGGCUUUCAAAUUCAUCGAUAAUCCAUUCACGGUCGCCGCUGUCAACGAAGCGUCCUGCGAGCUAACUUUGAUCGUGCGAAAGCGCAAUGGCCCAAUGACGCGUCAUCUUGGCAGCCUAGCAGCUAACUGUUCAAGAGAAAGCAGUAGAUGUGGCGAAACAUUUCCUAUCCGCAUCGAAGGUCCCCACAGAACUGCAAGACAAUUCAAUAAUGUCCUUGUUCGAGGUGGUUUCGACCGCGUCUUGAUAUUCGCUGGUGGCAUAGGCGCAACCUUCACACUUCCCGUCUACCAGCACAUCUUACAGGAAAACCCUCAGGCACGCGUGGACAUGUUCUGGGCUUUACGAUGUGCUAGCGACGCUGCCUGGGCCACCACUGCUUCAGAGAUGCAAGAGAGCGUCCUAAAGGAUGAGCGGAUACACAUCUUCAUCACCAGGGAGCAACAGGCCAAGGAGGAGGAAGGAGAAGCACUAGAAGGUACAGCGAAUGCAGACUCUGUUUAUCAUUUGGAACCGGGAGUUGCAGAUACGUCUCGGCGCUGUCGCACCCGGCAGACAUUAUCAGGGGUCAGAUACACCCUUCAGCGCCCAAACCUAAAAAGUAUUGUGGAUGGUGCCUUUCAAGACCACCCGGAAGAUCGCGUAGCGAUUUUGGUAUGCGGUCCACUGGCACUGAAACGGGAGCUACGAGAACAAAUCGAUCCUUGGGUUAAACGUGGGCGGCAUGUAUGGUGGCAGUAUGAGACUUUUAGUUCGUGA